This is a messenger RNA of Durio zibethinus, 2366 nucleotides long. Its product is annotated as putative laccase-9. NCBI's taxonomy places the organism in Eukaryota, Viridiplantae, Streptophyta, Magnoliopsida, Malvales, Malvaceae. The record is from RefSeq and is a predicted model, not a curated record. Gene Ontology annotation, biological process: lignin catabolic process. Gene Ontology annotation, cellular component: apoplast. Gene Ontology annotation, molecular function: hydroquinone:oxygen oxidoreductase activity; copper ion binding.
AUACAUAAAUACUUGUUGGACCCUCUUUGAGACCUUUGUUCUAUUCACAACGACCAACGUUAAAUUAACCGCAGAAACACCCAAAUGAAAUUUACCGAUAACCAAAACCUUAGCUCCUAUUAACAAUUGGAAUGUGAGGUCGCACAAUAUCCAUGUUUUCCUCGAGUUUUUUAUUAUUAUUUUUUAAGAUUUAAUGUUUUAUUGUGUUUCCCCAACUCUAACUUUAAACAAACGUAAUAAGCAUUAGCCAUUAAGCAUCUCGCUCAAGCUUAGUCUAUAAAUAGCUCAUUCAAGUAGGCUGGAGACCAAAACAACCGUAGGUGAUCACAGUGGAGAGUUUUUAUUUGUUGAAGUGCUUGAGAAAUGAAACCAAAUAUGGGUUUAAUCUCUGGGAGUUUAGGGUUUAUUUUACUUAGUACUCUGCUUUUCAGCAAGGUUCAGGGUGCUGUUCGUAACUAUUACUGGGUUGUGAAGGAGACUAAUUUUACAAAGCUGUGUACCACAUCCACUGUUCUUACUGUAAACAACAGUUUUCCAGGGCCGGAGAUUCAUGCCAAGAAAGGUGAUACCGUUUUUGUCACUGUCCAGAAUGCCGGGCCAUAUGGUAUCUCUAUUCAUUGGCAUGGAGUUAGACAGCCGAGGAAUCCAUGGUCAGAUGGUCCAGAGUACAUUACACAAUGCCCAAUUAAGCCUGGAGGAAAUUUCACACAGGAGAUCAACUUGUCUACGGAGGAAGGAACACUCUGGUGGCAUGCCCAUAGUGACUGGUCGCGCGCCACGGUUCAUGGUGCCAUCAAAGUUUUUCCGGCCAAUGGAACCAGUUAUCCGUUCGAUAAGCCUGAUGGAGACCAAACAAUUGUAUUCUCCUCGUGGUACAAAUCAGAUGUGAUGGACGUGUUAGACGAAGCUCUCACAAGUGGCGGUGAUCCAAACGUUUCAGAUGCUUACACCAUCAACGGUGAACCUGGAGACUUGUACGACUGCUCUAAUGAAACAAUGUACAGCUUGUUGGUUGAGACUGGCAAGACUUAUCUCCUCCGCAUCGUCAACUCAAUCCUGAAUGAAGAAAUGUUCUUCGCGAUUGCGAACCACAACUUGACCGUAGUUGGGUCGGAUGGAGCAUAUGUCAAACCCUUUUCCACUGAUUAUUUGUUCAUCACCCCUGGCCAAACCAUGGACGUUUUGGUUACUGCAAACCAAGCAGCAAGUUACUACUACAUGGUUCUAACUCCUUUUCUUGAUACCGAUUCUUCUUAUGACAACACCACCUCUAGGGCACUUAUCAAAUAUAGGGGAAAUUAUACAGCUCCAACCUCAAUUCCUACUCCAACAUUUCCUAAUAUUAGUGACUCAAUAUCGGCACAACUCUUCGUUGUUCGAUUGAAGAGUUUAGCAGAUGCAGCUCACCCAAUCCAUGUCCCCAAAAACAUCACUAAACAAAUCUUCAUGACAGUAUCAGUCAAUCUAUUCGCUUGCCCCAAUUCUACGGGUUGUACAGUUGACGGCAAUAACAAGCUGGCAGCAAGCUUAAACAACAAUAGUUUUGUGAUGCCAUCAACCUCUCUGCUACAAGAAUAUUAUGACAAUAACUAUAAUGUGAGCCAUAUUGCUGAUGAGUUCCCGAACAAGCCGCCUACUCCUUUUAACUACACAACAGUGGCGGACAUGUCUGCAUACACAAGCGAAGGAACGCGGCUGAUAACAUUUAAUUAUGGUGACGAAGUGGAAAUUGUAUUCCAAGGAACAAAUAUCGGAGCCACACAGAAUCAUCCCAUGCAUCUUCAUGGAUACAGCUUUUAUUUGGUCGGAACAGGUUCCUCGGAUUUUGACAAUGGCACUGAUCCUGGCAGGUUUAAUUUGGUUGAUCCACCAGAGGUCAACACCGUUGCAGUCCCCAGAAAAGGAUGGACUGCUAUUAGAUUCAAGGCUGAUAAUCCUGGGGUUUGGUUUAUGCACUGCCAUUUCGAGAGACACACGACUUGGGGAAUGAGCACUGUUGUCAUAGUGAAGGAUGGAGGCACCAACGAAACAAGCAUGCGUCCACCACCCUCAUAUAUGCCUCCUUGUUCUUAAUUUUACAUCACUUUAAUGCUUAGGGGUUGUUCAACAUAUCAAAGUGUAGGACUUGAUAAAGUCAGCGAGACUAUGAAAUAAAAUUUUCUGAGGGAUGGAAUGAUGAUGAUGCUUCAUUUUUCUCCUUGUUACGUUUUGGUUUUGUAACAUGUGUGAGGUGAUGUAGCUGUUUAUUUUUACUGGGGGAAUCAUUUUGUUGUACCUUAAAGUUGUUUGGACUGUGCCUUACGUAUGUAGUCUCAUCCGUUAUGAGCAAUUUACUUUUCUUUUUUCUAGAGAAAGAGAGAUUUCAA